Nymphaea colorata (pocket water lily) is the source of this 2122-nucleotide messenger RNA. RefSeq names its product protein OCTOPUS. The record is from RefSeq and is a predicted model, not a curated record. The transcript has a single exon. The coding region runs from base 89 to 1849 and encodes 586 amino acids. Lineage: Eukaryota; Viridiplantae; Streptophyta; Magnoliopsida; Nymphaeales; Nymphaeaceae.
UUUGGAAGCGAGCGAGCGAGCGAGCGAGCGAUCGAUCAGCGGUGGAGAUUGAGCGGGGGGAGGGGGGAGGGGCGAUCGGACGGCUGAGAUGAACGUGGACAAUUUUCGGCUCCCCGAGCAACCCCGACACUCCGGCUGCCCGACUCACCCCGACGAGAGCGUCACCGGCGUCUGCGCCUCAUGCCUCCGGGAGCGGCUUGCCGUCUUCGACCCGGAGACCCGCCGGACGAAGCCCUCCGGGUCCGGGGGCCCGGCGUCGUCCGUUGCGGCCAGCCUCAGGGCUGGGAUAUUCCGUGGGGGACGCGCGGCGGUAGCCGGGAUCGCGCCGGAGCUCCGGAGGACCAGGUCAUUCUCCGUGAGGGGGAGGUCGGAGUGCUCGACGUCGGGGCACGUGGAGCCGCAGAGGAAGUCGUGCGACGUUAGGGUUCGGAACACGCUCUGGUCGCUGUUCCACCUCGACGACGAGAAUGCGGUGGUCGCGAGGGAGGCCUGUGGCGAGAUCGAGCCGGAGAGGAGGUCCAAUGCUGGUGGCGGGGCCGCGGGGUUCGUCCGUACGGUGUUCGAGAACCGGGAGGAGGAGGAAGAGGAGGAGGCGGAGGAGGAGAGGGAGAAGGCGAGGGUGCCGGAGAGGGAGGCGAGGGCUCCGGAGGAGGAGGUCAUGGUUUCGGAAGGGGCGGAUCGGGUGGACGAGUCCUGCGAGAUGAGGACCAUGAAGGCGCACAUAGAUCUCGACUCCAGGGUUGCGGCCGCCACGAAGAAACAACCUACGGAGAGGGGGAAGGAUGCCCCCGGCGGCUUCUGGCUCGCUUCCGUCUUCACAAAGAGGAUCCAGAAGUGGCGGAGGAAGCACAGGAGCAAGAAGCCUGCGGCUGCGGCGGUGGCCUCCUCGGAGAUCACCGAGACGGCGAGGCGGUCAUGCGACACGGAGCCGAGGUUCUCGAUCGACGCCGGCCGGAACUCGUGGGACUUACCGCGGUUCUCAUUGGACGAGCCCAGAGCUUCCUGGGACGGAUACCUGAUUGGCAGGGUCUUCUCACGGCCUAUCGUCUCCGGCGGUGACGAUACAUUUGGCCGAGCCGACAACCUUAUCCCCGUCCAGGAGGACGCGGUUACUCCCGGCGGGGCUACACAAACCAGGGACUAUUACUCAGACUCGUCUUCCUCGCAGCGCCGCCGGAAGAGCUUCUCCAAAAACCAGAAAAUGGCUGGGGAGGAACUGCCGACUGUGAGCUGCAAUGCGCCUCCUAGGGCCGCGUUAGCCAUUUCUGAUGAUUUUCAAGGUAGCGCCAACUUCUGUGAUUACUCUCUGAGGGACGAUUUCUCCGGGAGCUUUGGAGACAUUGGCGACGACUCCAAGCGAUUGAGAAAAUCUCGGAGGUGGAGCAUUUGGGGAUUCAUCCACCGAAAAGCAAAGGAAGACGACCGGGACUGCAGAAGCAACGGCAUUGAGCGCUCGUUCUCAGAGUCUUGGCAGGAGCUACGCCGAGAGGUUAACGGCGGCCAUUUCUCCGGACUUAACCACAGGGACUUCCGGUGUAACAGCAGCGUGAGUUCUAGGAGCUCCCGUAGCCGGGGUUCAUUUGGGGACUACCGGAAUCACGUUAUGGACGUGAAUGGGAGUUCUGGGUUCUCAAAGGCCAGCUCGAACAAGAAAAAGAAGAAAAAGAAAAGAGAUGAAGCUGUCCUGGAUAGAAACCGAAGCUCCCGCUACUCGCCGAGCCAUAUCGACAAUGGGCUUCUCAGGUUCUACUUGACACCAUUGAGGAGCAGCAGGAAAGGUGGAAGCAUGGGGAACGGGAGAGUGAAGAACGCACAUUCAUUUGCAAGGAGUGUCCUGCGGCUUUAUUGAAUUCUUAGGUGGGGAAACUGGAAGAUCAGCUGGUGAAUGGUGAAAUGGGGACAUGGAAAAGAUCAGGUUUCUCCAUUCGGAUCAUGAUUUUAGUGUUAGCCGGUGUAGCUAUGUCAUCUGUCAUUGGAUAAAUUUCUUGGUCUUUUCUUAUUAGAGGAAUAGGGGGAUUAAAUGCUCAAUGUGACAGGCAGCUUCUUGUUUUGGAAGGAUGUCUAUAUGUUCUAGUAAUAUUCCAUGUUAAUAUCAUGGUAAAUAAGAUUAUCCUUGGCUAAA